AUUCAGAAACCCAGAAUCCUGUUCUCUGGAAGGUUGCCAGGUGGUGGCCGACAACCUCAAAGAUGCGACUGAGUCUGCGCACGGCCACUCCGGAUGGGAAAUGCUCAUACCGCGGAGAGGCGGCGUGGUGCGGCAGUUUCUGGUUUUGGGCGCGGAUGCGGGGAAAAUGGGAAAGGUUCUUUCUGGAAAAUGUAAUGACAUGUCCAUCUGUGACAGCAUCCCAAGAGUCAGCCUGGUUUCUGGAAAUCUAUUCUGACUCCAUGGCAGCUAGGAUGGAUGUAACUUUGCCUGUGGUUAGAAAACAAAGGGUUUACUGAGUUUCCUGAGUGCCCUGUACACCUUUGGGUCCCACCACCUCGCUGGACAGCAGGGCUCUCCUUGGGGCCCACAGGACCUUGGACACGUCUACAGAAGGCCCUGUCAGCAACUGCAGCUGAGGGCCACAGAUCUUUUUCCAAGAACAACAGAAAAUGAUCGAGUACCAGCAGAGACCUGUGUCAUUCAAGGAUGUGGUAGUGGGCUUCACUCAAGAGGAGUGGCACAGGCUGAAUCCUGCUCAGAGGGCCCUAUACCGGGAUGUGAUGCUGGAGACCUACAGCAACCUCGUCUCAGUGGGUUAUGAAGGCACCAAACCAUAUGUGAUCCUCAGGCUGGAGCAGGAAGAAGCACCAUGGAUUUGUGAGGCAUCAUGCUCGGGCUGCCACUGUCGGGAAAACAUUUGGCAAGGUAACGUCCAGAAGAAAAGACGGCAAGACAUGCUUUUGAGGCAAGGUACAUUCAUCAGCAAGAAAACGUUGCCCAAGGAAAGAAGCCAUGAAUGUAAUAAGUUUGGGAAAAUAUCACGUCUGAGCACUGAUCUUUUUCCUUCAAUUCAAAACCCUAAUAACUGGGACUUUUGUGGAAAGAGUGUGAACCAUAAUUUAGACUUGAAUGGUUUUAAGAGAAACUAUUCAAAAAAGCAAGAUGAGUGCUAUGGAUAUGGGAAAUUAUUACAACAUACAAAGCAUGAUAGAAGACCUAAUGGAGAAAAAUUCUGGGAAUGCAGUCACUGUGAGAAAGCUUUCAGCCAUAACCCAGCACUUAUGUAUAAACCAGCAGUAACCAAUUCUCUUGUGUACAAACGGAAGAGGGUUCCACCUACAGAGAAACCCCAUGUCUGUACUGAGUGUGGGAAAGCCUUCUGCUACAAGUCUGAAUUCAUUAGGCAUCAAAGAAGUCACACUGGGGAGAAGCCAUAUGGAUGCUCUGACUGUGGAAAAGCCUUUUCACAUAAGUCAACCCUCAUUAAACACCAGAGAAUACACACUGGGAUAAGACCCUUUGAGUGUUUUUUUUGUGGGAAAGCCUUUACCCAGAAGUCACACCGCAGAGAACAUCAGAGGACACAUACGGGAGAGAGACCCUUUGUGUGCAAUGAAUGUGGGAAGUCAUUUGGUGAGAAGUCAUACCUCAAUGUACAUCGUAAAAUACACACAGGAGAAAGACCCUAUCGUUGCAGAGAAUGUGGAAAAUCCUUCAGUCAAAAGUCAUGCCUCAAUAAACAUUGGAGAACUCAUACCGGAGAAAAACCCUAUGGAUGCAACGAAUGUGGCAAAGCUUUCUACCAGAAGCCAAACCUCAGCAGACAUCAGAAAGUUCAUGCUAGGAAGAAUGCUUAUAGGAAUGAAAACCUAAAAAUUGUAGGAAAGCCUUGAGCAAGAUAUCCUAUAUCAUAUGUGGAGGAAUUCAUCCUUAGGAGAAAUCUCAUUGAUCUAAUGACCAAGUGUUUUAUCAUAAGGCAAGUCAUGCUCCAAUUGUGACAGAAAAUUUUAUACUAAAGAUUAUAGAAAAUAUUUUAUAAAACAUAAACCUGUUCAUUCUGGCUUAUGAAAGUUUAAAUGAUAAUAGAAUACAAAAUAUAUGUGAAGAAAAUUAGAGGUAUAUUAUGGUAUGUCCCACAGUGAGCCACAUAAUAAGCACUAUUAUAUUUUAGAAUUAUAAAUGUGAAUUUAAUAAAUUAUGAAUAUCAAGCACAUAUGUAGAAUGCCAUUCACCAACCUUUUUCACUCUAAAUAUCACCAUUGUCUUUUGGUGUCUAACGAUACAAAAAACAAUAAAAUAAUAUGGCCAACUAUUUUUUUAAAAAGCUUUAACAUAUUAAACCAGCACCUUUUCUAGCACAACUGGCUUUUUAAUCAGGAAGAAAGUAAAGUUGAACCAACAGCACAAACCAUACGAAAAAAAAAUUGGAGGCGGACUUGGGAUUUAAAAUUUUAAAAUAACAAUAAAAUUCUUGAAAGAAAAUGAAAGGAGACUACAUGUACAAUCUAGGAAUUGGAGGAGAUUAACUUUACCAACCCAGGACACUCAAAAGCUGUUAAAAAGUAAAUAUUUGACUACAUAAAAAGUGCAAUCUUUUGCAUGGCAAAAGAUGCCAUCAACAGUCAAUAAACAAUGAUUUGGGGGAAAAUAUUCACAGAGCCAGUCAGAGAAAGAGUGGUCUUCAUAUUGACAGGAAAAAAAUAACCCAAUAACAAAACAUGGCAAAGAAUGAAUAGACAGUUGAGAGAAGAACAAAUCCAAGUGGUUGAUGGGCUUAUCAAAAAAAUGGUUAGCCUUAGUAGUUGUUGGAGAAUGCAGAUUAAAGUUAUAAUGAGAUAACAGUAUGCAAUCAAGCUGACGAAAAAGAGCAGGAAUGCUUUUUGCUGUCAGGACAAAGGGUGUUCUUAAGACACUGUUGGUAGAAACAUAAAUUGUUACAGCUCUUUUGAAAAGCAAUCUGACAUCUAUUAUAACUUAAAAUACUUAUGCCACUUUGGGGAAUCUUCUCUUAGAAGUAAAACCCCAAUACAUAAGGGACAUGUACAUUUAUUGUGAAUUGUUCCUAGUGGCAAAAAACACUGGAAUCAAAAUAAAUGCCCAUCAGUAGGGAAAUUGGAAGAGGGAAGGAACUGUAGUAUAUCCAUUCCAUAGGAUGUUUAUAUAGCCAUUAAGGUGGACAAGUUAAAACUAUGCUAGUGGAUUUGAAUGGAAUUCCACAAUAUUCAAUGUUUUCUUGAGAGAAAAAAGCAAGGUAGAAGUGUGUAAAAUGACUCUGUUUUUGUAAAUCAGUUACAAAAUGCUUCUAGGUGCUUAUGAGUGAUAAACAUGUAUCAUAUAUUUGUGUAAAAUUUUAUAUGCAUGGAGAAAAGUAUAGAAGAGUAUACAUUGGGUUUGGGGAAGGUGGGUGAUGCAGGUGGAUGAUGGGGUAGUCAGUGUAGGAAAAUGAAAGCCCCAAAGAAAAAUUAUGUAAAUAACUGAACCAAGUAUGAUGUGUCAAAGAUGUGAUUAAGAAAUUUGAG
Molecule: messenger RNA, 3320 nt
Organism: Kogia breviceps (pygmy sperm whale)
Lineage: Eukaryota; Metazoa; Chordata; Mammalia; Artiodactyla; Physeteridae
Gene: ZNF793
Product: zinc finger protein 793
Biological process (GO): regulation of DNA-templated transcription
Source: RefSeq, a predicted model, not a curated record